Aureobasidium pullulans EXF-150 is the source of this 522-nucleotide messenger RNA. RefSeq lists its product as uncharacterized. The transcript has 2 exons. The record is from RefSeq and is a predicted model, not a curated record. Lineage: Eukaryota; Fungi; Ascomycota; Dothideomycetes; Dothideales; Saccotheciaceae. Bases 1 to 522 code for a protein of 173 amino acids.
AUGCCCUCCGGAAAGCCACGCCUGUAUGUUGCUCUGUACCCAAGUGGUGUUUCCAACAGCGAGGAGCGCAAAUACCACUGGGCUUUCAUCGUCGGACCGAAAAAGGAAAGCUCCAAAGUAGUUCCAGGCAUACGCUACCAUGUUACCAACCCUCCCCACGUCGGGUGGCAAUACGAGAAAGCCGACCUUAAGAAUGUUCGCUUCACCAACAAUCUGCUCGCACGUAUCAUGAUCGCCAAAGUCGAAGAUGUUGAAAGACUUGAACGGAUUCUGCAGAACGUGCCUGUUAUUCAGAAUGACCCUGAGUGGAGAUGCCGAACCUGGAUUAAGAAUGCGUUGGGAGAAUUGGAAAAAGAUGGACAAGUUGUUGGGACCGCCCAGUUGAGUUGGGAGAAGAUCGAGCGGACCGCCAGGGAUUAUGUGGCUCAAAAGACUGCGGCGGGAAGAUACCAGCAAGAGGAUAUCAUAGCUAAACCCAGACCGAUGUGGGAUAUGCUGGAAGAGAAGGAGACCGUUCCAUGA